UUUAUGUCUCACAGAUCCUUUGUUCCUCAUUCUUCCUCCAUAGCUUUUCAGCUUCAUUCUCAUCUCCUUGUUUCCAGUGAUUUGAAACCCAGUUGGUUUUCUUAGUUUUCUAACUUCGUUCUUUCCUUUAGAUUAUUAGUUUUGCUAGGAUUUUUGUUUGAUUCGUUGAAAUGGGUGCCAAAGGAUUCGUUGAAGGUGGGAUUGCUUCCAUUGUUGCAGGCUGUUCUACUCAUCCUUUAGAUCUCAUUAAGGUUCGUAUGCAAUUACAGGGUGAAUCGGCUCCUGUUGCUAACCCUAACCCUAACCCUGCUCUUCGCCCUGCUUUUGCUUAUAAUGGCGGUGGCGCCACCACUGUUGCGAUGCCUCAUCCGCCGCCUCCCGCGGUGGUUAGAUCUGGACCCGUUUCUGUGGGUGUGAAGAUUUUUCAAACGGAAGGUGUUGCCGCGUUGUUUUCCGGCAUCUCGGCGACGGUUCUCCGUCAGACAUUGUAUUCAACCACCAGAAUGGGAUUGUAUGAGAUCUUUAGGGAGAAAUGGACAGAUCGGAAUACAGGUAAGUUUUCUCUAACUAGAAAAAUCACUGCCGGAUUGUUGGCCGGUGGGAUCGGCGCUGCCGUUGGGAAUCCCGCCGAUGUUGCAAUGGUUAGAAUGCAAGCCGACGGGAGGCUUCCGGUGGCUCAACGGCGCAACUACAAAGGUGUCGCCGACGCCAUCGCGAGGAUGGUGAAACAGGAGGGAGUUACGAGCCUCUGGCGGGGAUCAUCGCUGACGGUUAAUCGUGCGAUGAUCGUCACGGCGUCGCAGCUGGCGUCCUAUGACCAGAUCAAGGAGACGAUUUUGAAAAAUGGAGUAAUGGCGGACGGAUUAGGAACGCAUGUGACGGCGAGUUUUGCAGCGGGAUUUGUGGCGGCGGUGGCAUCGAAUCCGGUGGAUGUGAUUAAGACGCGGGUAAUGAACAUGAGGGUGGAGGAAGGGGUGGCGCCGCCGUAUAAAGGGGCGGUGGAUUGUGCCGUGAAAACGGUUAGGGCGGAGGGGCCGAUGGCGCUUUAUAAGGGUUUCAUACCGACGAUCUCACGGCAGGGGCCGUUCACGGUGGUGCUUUUUGUGACACUUGAACAAGUUCGCAAGAUUCUUAAGGAUUUUUAAUUUUAUAGAAAUUUCAUUUAAUUUGAUUUUUGGAAAAUAUAUAAUUCCAAAAAGUAAUAUUAAAAUGAAAUUAAAUGCAUGAU
Messenger RNA from Cynara cardunculus var. scolymus (artichoke), 1228 nucleotides. Its product is annotated as mitochondrial uncoupling protein 5-like. The transcript has a single exon. The record is from RefSeq and is a predicted model, not a curated record. Gene Ontology annotation, biological process: oxaloacetate transport; phosphate ion transmembrane transport; thiosulfate transport. Gene Ontology annotation, molecular function: thiosulfate transmembrane transporter activity; sulfate transmembrane transporter activity; succinate transmembrane transporter activity. NCBI's taxonomy places the organism in Eukaryota, Viridiplantae, Streptophyta, Magnoliopsida, Asterales, Asteraceae. Bases 171 to 1145 code for a protein of 324 amino acids.